Molecule: messenger RNA, 1238 nt
Organism: Planococcus citri (citrus mealybug)
Lineage: Eukaryota; Metazoa; Arthropoda; Insecta; Hemiptera; Pseudococcidae
Gene: or
Product: AP-3 complex subunit sigma-2 or
Exons: 5
Coding region: 112-687 (191 amino acids)
Biological process (GO): intracellular protein transport; Golgi to vacuole transport
Cellular component (GO): AP-3 adaptor complex; intracellular membrane-bounded organelle; membrane coat
Source: RefSeq, a predicted model, not a curated record
UUUUUUUUGCAAAAUUUGGAGAUGUAAAUAAUUUUGUGGUAAAAAUUGCUGUAUUUUGGUUAUAAAAUCUAUUAUUUUACCAUCGUUUCGAAUUAAAAUUGUCUUACAACCAUGAUUAAGGCAAUUUUGGUCUUCAAUAAUCAUGGAAAACCUCGUCUUUCAAAAUUCUACCAUUAUUUUGCUGAAGAUAUGCAGCAGCAAAUAAUCAAAGAAACGUUCCAGCUUGUUUCAAAGAGAGACGACAAUGUGUGUAACUUUCUAGAAGGAGGCAGCUUGAUUGGAGGAUCUGAUUAUAAAUUAAUUUAUCGUCAUUACGCCACUUUAUACUUCGUGUUUUGCGUCGACUCGUCGGAAUCGGAAUUGGGAAUUUUAGAUUUGAUUCAAGUUUUCGUCGAAACGCUAGAUAAGUGUUUUGAAAACGUUUGCGAACUUGAUCUCAUAUUUCAUGUCGACAAGGUUCACUACAUUCUGAAUGAAUUGGUAAUGGGUGGUAUGGUCCUAGAAACCAAUAUGAACGAAAUUCUAACCAGGAUAGACGACCAGAAUAAAUUAGAAAAACAAGAGUCUGGCAUUUCUGGAGCACCAUCUCGCGCAGUAUCAGCGGUGAAAAGUAUGAACAUUCCGCAACAGUUGAAAGACAUGAAGUUACCAGAUUUACCCCAGGCUAUUAAAGAAUUGAAAUUCUGACAGUCAGUUUCCAAACCGAUGUCUGAUUUAGAACACAAUCGUCAGAAUUAUUCGGAAUGACCUGUCUCACAAACUACCAUUUUCAUAAAUCAGCACACACGUAAAGAUUCGUAGGAUCGCUUUGUAUAUAGCUGUCUCGAGUCAUUACGUAUUCGUCAAUCCUAAAAGUUCUUGUCUCGUUCUAAAAGAAGAAAAACCUUUGUACAUAUCUGAUUUUUAAAAAUAUGUUCGUUAAAAUUAAAAUUACUUACGUCCAGUACCAAUAAGCGACGUAACCUACGCCGGCAAUUUCCAAUAUGACGACAGUCCAAAGAAAUAAGGCUACUAAUGUAUAAUUCCAUCCAUAAAAUAAAAUACUUGGCGCAUCUUCGGUGGUUAAAUAUGCCCACAAUGAUGGAGGAUCGAUGACUGUCCCAAGUCAAUGUACAAAAUGUAGAAAAUAUUUAACGAAUUCGUUAUUGUUACAAAAUGAUGUUUUCAGCGUAUUAUUUUAUAUUAUGUUUUUUAUGUGAUAUUUUUUGAUUCAUUUAAUAAAAUAAGAAAAUAAUUUA